This is a messenger RNA of Aplysia californica (California sea hare), 3067 nucleotides long. Its product is annotated as kelch-like ECH-associated protein 1. The transcript has 4 exons. Gene Ontology annotation, molecular function: protein binding. The record is from RefSeq and is a predicted model, not a curated record. Bases 699 to 2522 code for a protein of 607 amino acids. NCBI's taxonomy places the organism in Eukaryota, Metazoa, Mollusca, Gastropoda, Aplysiida, Aplysiidae.
CUCGCAGCUCUCUGGAGAUAUAUCAAAGUUGGAGAUCAUCAUUCAUCUCGCAGCUCUCUGGAGUUAUAUCAAGUCGGAGGUCAUCAUUCAUCUCGCAGCUCUCUGGAGUUAUAUCAAGUCGGAGAUCAUCAUUCAUCUCGCAGCUCUCUGGAGUUAUAUCAAGUCGGAGAUCAUCAUUCAUCUCGCAGCUCUCUGGAGAUAUAUCAAGUCGGAGAUCAUCAUUCAUCUCGCAGCUCUCUGGAGAUAUAUCAAGUCGGAGAUCAUCAUUCAUCUCGCAGCUCUCUGGAGUUAUAUCAAGUCGGAGGUCAUCAUUCAUCUCGCAGCUCUCUGGAGUUAUAUCAAGUCGGAGAUCAUCAUUCAUCUCGCAGCUCUCUGGAGUUAUAUCAAGUCGGAGAUCAUCAUUCAUCUCGCAGCUCUCUGGAGAUAUAUCAAAGUUGGAGACCAGCAUUCAUCUCACAGCUCUCUGGAGUUAUAUCAAGAUCUGGCCGUCUGUGGAUCGCACACCGUCUGUCAGUCAGUUCACAGGCUUGUGCUCGAGCAGUGGAGGAUAUCACCUGCGCUGUUUGAUUGCCGUGUCUUUUCAAAGUUCCCUUUGAAGUUUGCAAAGAAAUAGUUUUGUUUGUGUGUAUUUUUGGAAAUUUUCUAAGCUCGGAGCUCUCCGUUGUGCCUGUUUCCCCCGGCCUCGCUUGCCCUCAGCAAUGUCUUCCAAAGAGAAAUCCUCGCCUUCCUUCCGCUCCCGGCCUCAGGGGGCGGACAAAUCGCCCACGGAAUGUCGCGAGGCCUCGGCCACCUCCUCGUGCUACCGACCGCGGCCACAGAUCACGGAGAAGCCGGCGGACGGCAGCAUGCACUUCACCAUCAUGAGGCACCCCAAGGAGGCGCUGGAGGUGAUGAACAUCCUGCGGCGGUCCAAGAAGCUGUGCGACGUGUCGCUGGUGGUGGGCGAGGAGAAGAUCCUGGCUCACAAGAUCGUGCUCGCGGCCGCCAGCCCUUACUUCAAAGCCAUGUUCACCAGCGGGAUGCGCGAGGAAGAGAUGACCACCAUCCCUCUCCACGGCAUCUCGCCCUGCACGCUGAGCCGCCUGGUGGAGUUUGCCUACACGGCCGAGGUGAACAUCAACGAGAACAACGUGUGCUACCUUCUGCCAGCCGCCACCAUGUUCCAGAUGAACCACGUGGUGGAGGCGUGCACCGUGUUCCUGGAGCACCAGCUCGACCCCAGCAACUGUAUCGGCAUCGCAGACUUCGCCAGCGAGCACGGCUGCCUGGAGCUGGAGAACAAAGCGCGCAAGUACAUCCGCAAACACUUCUGCGAGGUCAUCCAGUGCGACGAGUUUCUGGUGCUCUCCCCGUGCCAGAUGAUCAGUCUGGUGAAGCAGGACGAGCUGAACGUGCAGUGCGAGUCGGAGGUGUUUAAAGCCGUCAUACGCUGGGUGGAGCACGACCCAGAGAAGCGGUUAGAGAUCCUCGAGGGUCUGCUCUCCUCCGUGCGGCUCAACUUCCUGGCCCCGAAAUUCCUGGAGCAGCAGCUCAACAGCUGCCACAUACUCAAGAAGAUGCCGCAGUGCUUGCACACCAUCUCGGAGAAACUGAAAGGUCUGAAGCUCCACCAGAAGUGUUCUGACUUGCCCCGAAGGCCGUGCGCCCCGCUGGUGGUGUUCUGCGCCGGCGGCUACCUCCGACAGUCGCUGAGCAACUUCGAGUGCUACAACCCUGUGAACAAGCAGUGGCUGCGGCUGCCGGACCUACCCACACCUCGGAGCGGCCUCGGGGCGUGUCUGGUGCGCGGUGCUAUCUACGUGAUCGGCGGACGGAACAAUUCCCCGGACGGCAACAUGGACUCCAACAGUCUGGACAUGUACGACCCCAUGCGGAACGUGUGGAUUCCCAAACAGCCCAUGACGGUGGCGCGGAACAGGGUGGGUGUCGGAGUCAUCGACAACAUGAUCUACGCCGUCGGCGGCUCGCACGGGACGACGCACCACGCCUCGGCGGAGAGGUAUGACGCGGAGAACGACCGGUGGACAGAGAUCGCCAGCAUGUCGGCACGUCGGAUCGGCGUCGGCUGCGCGGUGCUGAACCGCCUCCUGUACGCCGUGGGUGGCUUUGACGGUCAGAACAGGCUGUGUAGCGUGGAGUGUUACGACCCGGAGCACGACCUCUGGACGGAGAUCAAACCCAUGAACACCAUGAGGAGUGGAGCAGGGGUCAUCUCGAUGGACAACUUCAUCUACGCAGUGGGUGGCUACGACAGCAGCUGCCAGCUCCGGUCGGUAGAGCGCUACAACAUCGACAAGAAGCAGUGGGAGUUUGUGUCGCAGAUGAACAGCCCACGCAGCGCGCUCAGUGUGGCCGUGCUGAAUAAACAGCUGUUUGCUCUAGGUGGCUAUGACGGCGACGACUUCCUGUCCUCGGUGGAGGUGUAUUGCUCCGAGACCAACAAGUGGUUUGAUGUGACCAACAUGACGUGCGGCCGCAGCGGGCACGGGGUGGCGGUCGGCGCCGAACCUCCCAUCAAGUAGACGCACGCUCUCUCACACACACUCGCUCACUCAUUCACUCACUCACUCAUCGAUGAGGAGAUGAGAAGAAGAGAACGCUUUCUGUGUGUACCUAAGACGGUCAUGGAGACACACACACACUCACUCACACACACACUCACACACUCAUCGACGAGGAGACGAAGACGCGAGGCAAGCUUUCUGUGUGUACCCAAGACGGUCAUCGAGACACUUACACACUCACUCACACACACACUCACUCACACACUCAUUCCCUCACUCACUCGCUCAUCGAUGAGGAGACGAAGACGCGAGGCAAGCUUUCUUUCUGUGUGUACCCAAGACGGUCAUCGAGACAAUCACACACUCACUCCCACACUCACUCACACACUCACACCCUCACUCACUCACUCAUCGAUGAGGAGACGACGCGAGGCAAGCUGUCUGUGUGUACCCAAGACGGUCAUGGAGACGCUCACUCUCUGACGGGGACACUUUCUGCGUGUACAUAGGACGUGAACCUGCAUGUACCUGCGUGUACGGUCAUUGAGGUGUCUGGGGAGCCG